AAUUCUUGCUAACGGAAGUAGACAUCUGGCGCUAGGCUGGCUAGUCUAGGCGGUUACUUACCUACGGUACCGUACAAAUCGGAGGGCCUGAAAAAAAUUAUUAAAAAAAAAAGUACCAGCACGAACAACAACGAGAGAUGCGUGACGAGGACGACCACGGAGGCCCCGACGACGAAGAUGGGCUGCUCGGCCAAAACGCCGGCGGCGCGGCGCCCGGCUACUGCGCGUGCCUGAGCGUGGCCUACUACAGGCCCUACUUCGACGUCGACACGGACGAGGUCGCGGCGCGGCUGCGCGCGGCACUCUUCUUUUGCAACGAGCCGUUCGGCGCAACGCUGCGCGGCAAGCCCGACGCGUACGGACCGUGGUGGGUCGCGACGACGCUGGUCUUCGCCGUCGCCGUCACGUCGCACGUCCGCGGCCUGCUCGGCGCCGAGGCGGGCGUAAUUUACGAAUUCGACUUCUCGGCCGUUACGUUCGCCGCCGCGACGAUCUACGGCUACGUGGCGCUCGCCGCCGCGACGAACUGGGCCUUCCUGAACUACAGCCUGAAAGUCCACCAGCGACCGCUCGCGUGCCUCUGCGUCGUCGGCUACUCGCUCGUGCCGUACCUCGCCGCGGCGCCGGCCUGCGCGCUGCCCUACCUCGCGUGGCCCGCCGUCCUCGCCGCGUGCGCCGCGCAGUCGCUCUUCGCGCUCAAGGCCGCGCGGCCCGCCGUCGAGCCGCACCCGCGCGAGAAGGUCCUCGCCUUCGCCGGCGCGACCUGUGCGCUGAACGCGGGCCUCGCGUUCCUGCUCAAGGUCUACCUGUACUAGCCCGCGGGCUCUCCGUGCGGUGUUUUGCGGUCUGGGCGGGCUGGACUCGGAAGUAGAAUUUGCUAGUGUACCCU
This is a messenger RNA of Pelagomonas calceolata, 889 nucleotides long. Lineage: Eukaryota; Pelagophyceae; Pelagomonadales; Pelagomonadaceae. The record is from the annotation of a GenBank genome assembly.